This is a messenger RNA of Priapulus caudatus, 2887 nucleotides long. RefSeq names its product putative E3 ubiquitin-protein ligase UBR7. Gene Ontology annotation, molecular function: ubiquitin protein ligase activity; zinc ion binding. Lineage: Eukaryota; Metazoa; Priapulida; Priapulimorpha; Priapulimorphida; Priapulidae. Bases 5 to 1648 code for a protein of 547 amino acids. Gene Ontology annotation, cellular component: cytoplasm. The transcript has 4 exons. The record is from RefSeq and is a predicted model, not a curated record.
GACCAUGCAGUCAUCUGAAGUAUUAGAGUCAUCCGAUGCAGCAGAGGAGGAAGAAGUUCCUGUUUCCAUGGUCGAUGUGCUGGAAGAAGAGCAAGAGCUUGAAGCAGAUGCCAGUGCCGUACUGGGAGGCAGUGAUGCUAGAAAUUGCACAUAUGAUGAGCAUGCCUACGUGAAGCGGCAGGCGCUGUACGCGUGCGGCACGUGCGUGACGCCCGACAUGUCGCCGGCCGGCAUCUGCCUCGCCUGCAGCCUCGAGUGCCACGACGGACACGACCUCUACGAGCUCUACACGAAGCGCAACUUCCGCUGCGACUGCGGCAACGGCCGCUUCCCGACGCUGCGCUGCCGCCUGUUCCCGGACAAGGCCGCCGCGAACCCGGGCAACCGCUACGGCCACAACUUCCGUGGGGUCUACUGCGUCUGCGAGCGGCCGUACCCGGACCCGGACGACGCCGUCGACGACGAGAUGAUCCAGUGCGUCGUCUGCGAGGACUGGCACCACGGGCGCCACCUGGGGGAGGCGGUUGUGCCCGACGGCGGCGCGUUCGCCGAGAUGGUGUGUGGCGCGUGCAUGGACUGCUUCGCGUUCCUGCGCGCAUACGCGUCGCGGUUUGCAUGCGCGGACACAGACGAUUCGGCGCCGGUGGACGUGGAGAGCCACGAUACAACUGCGGCGGCGGCGACGGCAGAAGUGACAGCGGAGGCGGCGGCAGAGGCGGCCGUGGAGGCGGUGGCGGAAGCGGCGGUGGGGGUAGCUGCGGCGGAGAGCAAGAAAAACGAGAGGAAAACGAUCGAAGGGCUUCGGGAAGAGGAGAAACCUCCCGCCGAAGCCGACGAGGGCCGUGAUGCACACGAGUCGGAUGUGGAGAGCCACGAUACGGCGACGGCGGUGGCAGCGGGGGAAGCUGCGGAGGAGAGCGAGGGCAGGAAGACGACCGAAGGGCUUCGGGAAGAGGAGAAACCUCCCGGGGAAGCCGGCGAUGAGAAAUGUUGGCGCCCGGAUUUGUCUAAACCAGACGCGUGCUCGGUCGAAGCCGUAGGAGACGCGGGGCCCGACUCGGAGGCCUCUGCUACUCAAGUGAAAUUCGAAGCAUCUGCUACUCAAGUGAAAUUCGAAGCAUCUGCAGCGACUGCUGGUGAUGAAGGUUUGUCGGAGACAGCUGGAAAAACAGAGCAGCCUGCCGUAGAGACGAGUAGUACGGAAGUCCCUGCAGGCACCUGCCGACUCAAGGCGCUGACUGAGGAUAAAGUAGAGCCGCAGAGUGGCGCCACCUUUUGGCCGGAGGGCUGGCGAGAGAAACUGUGCCGGUGCGACUCAUGCUGCCAUCUAUACGAUGAGCUGGACGUCGCGUUCUUGCUUGACGAGGCAGACACGAUAACGGAGUACGAGAGGCGAGGCAAGGGAGGCUCGAACGGCGCGUCUCAGUAUGAGCAGGGCAUGGCCGCACUCUCCAGCAUGAACAGGAUACAGCAGGUUGAGAUGAUUCGCGGGUAUGAUGACAUGAAGAGCGAGCUGACGGACUAUCUCAAGCGAUUCGCCGACACGGGAAAGGUCGUGCAGGCGGACGACAUUCGUGCGUUCUUCGGAGAGAUGCAGGGUCGCAAGCGUCAGAAGCUCGCAUCUGGCAUCACGCACUUCUGUAGGUGAACUCGCGAUCGCCGCAACCGUCUACGCGCGACACGCGAAUUAAAUCGCUGCGGAUGGCACGUGAACGCGUGGUGGUCGAUGUAUUGUGUGCACGCGUCUAGUCGUUCGUGUCGUUAAUGCUUUUCGUCAGAUGCUUAACCUUGAGCAGGGUGCUUAGCGUGGGAGGUCACGUUCCCAUCGCACGAGCUCAGACUAAACAAUUUGCUAAGCACAAACUGAGACUCAUGCAGGUUACAGGUUAAAUGCCAUGGCUCAGAUUAGCCACAGGCUAAAUGUUUUAAUGAGUAAUAUUUUAUAUCUGCAACUGAUUUCCAGGUGAACUGGCCUGCUUUCCCUCCUGCACUAUCUUUGUUCUAGAAUCAAGAAUUUUGCAGUAGUCUCAGCCGGAAUGGGUAAACAUGAAUGAGAUGAGGUUGUAUUCAUUUCAGAGUUGGUUGCAUUAUUUAAGAAAUUGUCGAUUAAAUGGUCGUAAUUCGUGUUGUUGUACGUUGAGAUUAUUUAUUUGUCAACAAUACAGAUCCAUUCCAUUUACGAUUGUGAUUGUGAGAUCCAAAAAUUCCAAAGAUACAUUAAACGAGUAAUGUAACACUUAACAACAGUGGGCAGUGGAAGGGCAUGACAAUUGAGAAUGUGCCCAAUCUGCAUUAGGCAUGUCUCCUAGCUAGCAUUUUUUGCACUUAUGUGUGUGGGACAGUCACUGUGACUCACAGUAAAAAAAAACUUUUUAAAUUAAAUUUUAUGUCUUUAUGUUAUAUUUGUUUUUGGUCACGGAAUGUAUACUAUUUCUGUGGUUGAAUGAAAGUUAUUGCUAGUGCACUUCACAGACUGCUCAAGUGGUUGUUUGUGUACAGCGCUGUAUCUGUAGCCACUUCGUUGUUGGCAUCAGAUAUGUGUUUUUAGAGUUAGUAUAAGAUCUGUAAUGAAUCUAUCAUGUUCGUGUUGUGUUCGUAUGUAUGACACUAUAUUAAUAUCUUCAUUGUUCAUGGUUCAAUCCAUAAAUUAUUUACCUUGACAGUUUCAGCUGUCGUUCUGACAGCCAUCAACAUCUCACAGUUUUCGGAUCACUCAAAGAUGACACUAUAGUCUGGAAUCUUGGUCAGCAAGGCUGAUUGGGGCAAGACCUGUGCUUUGUGGUAUCUACAGUACAUACACUACAUAAUUUAAUGUUAUUGCGUUUUAUGGCCAACAGUGUAUCUUUGUAUUUUUGUGGUGUAUAAUAUAAUUAAAGUGACUACUGAA